Molecule: messenger RNA, 1731 nt
Organism: Adelges cooleyi (spruce gall adelgid)
Lineage: Eukaryota; Metazoa; Arthropoda; Insecta; Hemiptera; Adelgidae
Product: U6 small nuclear RNA (adenine-(43)-N(6))-methyltransferase
Exons: 7
Coding region: 122-1441 (439 amino acids)
Biological process (GO): rRNA base methylation
Cellular component (GO): nucleus
Molecular function (GO): 23S rRNA (adenine(1618)-N(6))-methyltransferase activity
Source: RefSeq, a predicted model, not a curated record
AGCGCGCGCAUAUGUGCCAUACCAGAAGUUUUAUUAAAACAAACAAGUGACAACAAAUUUUAAUUGUUUUAAAAAUUAUAAUCGUUUCUGUUGAAUUAAGCAUUUAAAAGCAUAUCACAACAUGCCCAAAAUUCAAUUGAUGCAUCCCAGGAAUUUGUAUAGAACCCCGCCCAAUUUCAAAGAAUUGGCAGACAAUUACCCAGAAUUUAGAAAAUAUGCAACCACUAGUCUAGACGGAAAAAUAGUUUUUGAUUUUAAAAAUCAAGACGGACUAAGAGUGUUGACACGUAUUUUGUUGAAAAAGGAUUUUGAUCUGGAUGUUGAUUUACCAGUUGGUAAACUAAUACCGACUGUUCCUUUACGACUCAAUUAUAUUUUAUGGAUAGAAGAUCUUUUGAACUUGAAUAAUUCCAAUUCAUCAAAUACCAAAGGCAUAGAUAUAGGUACCGGAGCAUCGUGCAUUUACCCAUUACUUGCGGCUAAGAAAUUUGGUUGGUCCAUGGUCGGUACUGAUAUUAAUAAAGAAUCUGUUGAAAGUGCGUCAAAAAAUAUAUUAAAGAACAACUUACUAGAUCGCAUAAAUGUAUUAGAAGUGUCAGAAUGGGAUAGCCUUUUACCAGUGAAAAAAAAUGAACAUUACGAUUUUUGUAUGUGUAACCCUCCGUUUCAUUGUCAACAAGUAUUAAACACGUCUGACGAGGACGACUGCGAUAAAGCAAAUUCCUGUGAAAUGUACACGGCUGGCGGUGAAGUCGAUUUUGUAAAAAAAAUUAUAAGCGAAAGUGAAAGAUUGCUUAAUUCCAUAAGUAUUUAUACUACUAUGAUUGGAUACAAAUCGUCACUGAAACCACUCAAAAAAGAACUUCAAAAUAUUGGAGCCAAAAGUAUCUGUGAAGCUGGAUUUUUCCAAGGUCGUACAGCACGUUGGGGAAUAGCAUGGACAUUCCAGCCAGACAUAAAACUAAUCGAUUUUAUGCCUACUAAAGAUUUUAAGAAAAAAGCACUUAAACCGCCCGUGUCAUUUGCUCUUCCAGAUUCUUAUGAUGCAAAUACUGCUCUGUCAAAGUUGAACGAGCUAUUGAUAAGUCUUAAGUUGGCUAUAGUUCCCUGUAAAACACCAACGAACAAAGAUACCUUGUUUCAAGCUGACGUCAAAGCAUAUGAAAACACGUGGGUUCACCAAAGACGAAAAAGACGUAUGGAACAGAGAACAAUUGACAAUAAACGACAAAAAUUGCAAGAGAGCACACCCGAAGAUUCAUACAAUGUAGUAUGUGCACAACCCUCAGAAACUAAUGUCAAUAAUAAGACAUUUUUAUUUGACGCCACAUUUCUUUUGCGGAAAUCCAAUGACAAGAUUUGGGUUGAUAUGUUGCACGUAAACGGCAAUAGAGAUAAUUCCCAUCAGGUGUUUCAGUACUUAAAAAAUAGAUUUACAUAACGUAAGUCAGUCAAAGUAAUGUAUCAUGCGACACGAAUUUUGGAAAACCAAAUCCGAGACAAUCCGGUUGUGUGCUUGGCCGUUGGAAAUUUUCCCAGGAUGGAUCAGGCACAAAGCUUUCUACUAUGUUGCAUGGCUACGGAAAAACAAAGAGGUAAAUUAAACAUCAUGGCAUUGCCUGGUACAUCAUAAUAAAUCGACUAAUGUCAUACAAGUAUGUUUGCACGUUUCAAAAUGAAUAUUUGAAUCACAUUUAUUUAUUCGUGUUUUAAUUUUAUCAUAUGUUUGUU